GAAGGAACCCCCAACCUCCCCUUUAAAAUCGGAGAGGGUAAGGAUAAUGUUCAUAUGCGACCACCCACAACCAUGCUCGUGGAGCUCACCGUUGCCCUCUUGGCGGUCGCCCGUGCGAACGGGGAGGCGACGCGAGUGCCGUGGCAAACCUACAACGGGGACAGGUAUGUGUACGUGCAGAGUCCGACGCGUACACGCGAUCAGGCCGUUGCAGAGUGCACGUCCCUUGGAGCAGAGCUGGCGACGAUCACCAGCAACGAUCAGAAUACAUUCAUCGGAACACUCAUGCCCCAGGUCCUUGGAACAAGCGCUUGGAUUGCCAAUGCGGUGAACGAUGGAUUGUACAGUAACUUCUUACCAGACAGGCCAGAUGGUUCUGGCGUGUGCAUACGUUUUUUGUCGUUGGUGUGGACGUCGUAUCACGAUCAUUGGGACGACGAGCCGUGCAGUUCUAGCUAUGGAUACGUGUGCAUUCAGUCCGAUUGGACGAACAGCCCGACGGCCACCCCCACGCCCAGCUCAACGGCCACACCCAGCCCUUCGCCAAGCCCUACGUCCGCCCUACCUGCGACCGCGAUGCCGUCGGCCACUGGUGAUCCCCACCUGCAGAACAUUCAUGGGGAACGAUUCGACCUGACGAAACCGGGAACAUAUGUAUUGAUCAAUAUCCCGCGUGGAAAGGGAGCCGAUAGUGCGAUGCUUCGAGUGCAGGCUGAUGCUGUUAGGCUUGGUAAACAUUGUGGCGACCUCUACUUUCAGGAAUUGAACGUGACGGGGCGUUGGGCAGAGGCAAAGCAAGCAGGAGGGUACCAUUACAGUGUAUCUCAACAGGAAGCCACGUCUUCAGGAUGGGUUGAAUUUGGCAAGGUCGCCUUGAAAAUCGUCGUUGCACGUACGCAGAGAGACGUUCAGUAUCUAAAUGUGUUUGCAAAACGCUUGGGGCAAUCGGGAUUUGCCGUUGGAGGUUUGCUGGGUGAGGACGACCACGAGGAGGCAAGUUCUCCGCCAGAGGCGUGCGUCAAGCGCGUGUCUCUUGCGAAGGGCGCGGGCCCCGUUGUCCAAACUCUCCCAACUGGUUCCAUCGCAGCGGCAACUUUGGCGUGAAUGAGGCAAUCGUUGCAACUUCGAGCGUGUAUAUAAUCGGUUCUCUAGGGGCCGCAUGGCUUUCGAAGCUCUUGAUCCCAAACAGUAUCGGCGAGCCAGCGAGGGCUAAAGGUGGCCUGCGCGAGCUGUUCUACAACGGAGCCCUGCCGGCGCAUUCCUCGGAUGGUUGGGAGGAUGAGGGGGAAUGAGAUGGAGGUGGAACAUCAAGAGAGAGGAGUACUUUUGCUGCGACGCCGCAUGAAUCUGUGGGCGGCUUUACUUUCGAGCGUGCGUACGCCUGUUCGAUCUGACGACCGUGCUUUUUGACAUGUAGUGCUUUUGCACGAGUGCGCAUGCCCAUUCUUGCCACUCGUGCCUUCUGAGGACUCCUUGUUCCUGGAGCGCACCGUUAAAACAUCAGCCCCCCAGAAGCCCCCCGAAGGGGGGGCCGCAGACGUGGGCGCCGCC
Messenger RNA from Prorocentrum cordatum, 1551 nucleotides. Lineage: Eukaryota; Dinophyceae; Prorocentrales; Prorocentraceae. The record is from the annotation of a GenBank genome assembly.